GUGAGUGCUCUUGCUGCAUCCUCCUCUCUCUGUCUGCCAGACGCACCAGACAGACUCAGACAGAGCGACAACAUGGACCCAAACACGACCAUUCUACGAGUCAAACGAAAAAGGGGGACCGAUCCGGCAGAUGCUUUGCUGUUGGCCUGUAAACGUAUCCGACCGGAGACUAACCAGAGUGCGGGCGAAACGGUACCGGAGCCCAAUGAGGAGGAGGUGGAAAACUCUGUCUUCAAACUCGUGGCAACCGUAGCGACACAGGAUGCUCCAGUUCAGACGCAAGUUCGCCAGGCUUUGGCCAGGCCUCGCAUGGCCCAUGCACUUCGGCCCUCUGCUGCCAGUUCACAGAGAAUCGUCGGUGAUCUACGGAGCACAAAGUGGAGCACCAGGCGGGAGGAACGGUACAGACUGAUUUCCAGCCACCGUGCAGGCCUGUCAAGCCCAGCUGAGCAACAGAACCCGCAGACAGAUGCUCCAGAGGGUGGAGAGGAUACUGGGAAAGAGCGGGAUAAACGUUGGGGUCUUGGUGAAAUCCAGGUGGUUGAUCUGGUGCAUGAGGAUGUGGAAGACCAGGGCAAAUCAUGUGGCAAGACAUCCUCAGACCCAGAAACGAUUCUGUGUAACAACACUAAGAUGAUGCGGGAGCGUCUGAGCGUAUCCGGAGAGCGACUCGGGGAAGAACACCGGGAGCAGGACGAUGACUACGUCUAUGACCUGUACUACCAGGAAACGGUCACACCAGGGUGGAUCCAGGACAUCCUGUCUGUCAGGGCCUAUGCCGAUGAGGGAGAACUGGUGCCUGACCUCGUGGUGCAUGAAGAGGAGGUGUAUGAAGAUGAAGACGACGAGAACGAGGAAAGCAACUGGAGGAACGACUAUCCCGAUGAGGAGAGUGACGGAGACAGUGACAGGGAGGAGCGCUAUGGUGGUUACUGGGAGGAGGAACACUCGUACAGCCGGAGGAGCUGGGACCACUACCAGAGAGAAGUGCUGCACGAACUCGGCUGUCGUGAUGGCGACGACGAUGACGAUGAUGGGGACAAAUAUGAUUCUGACUGAUCUAUCCCUUAACCCACUGUGGAUCUACCCAAUGCCCUUUCCACAAAUAACUCUGAUCUCGUACAUGUCUGUGUAGGAGAGAGAGGGAAAUUACUAGAAUGGUACAUGAUACAAAAUAUUUUUUUUUUUGUCAGAUUUCACUGAUAAACAUCCUGAUUUGAAUAGAGAUGGCAGUUUUCUGUUGGAUUUUAUUUUGUGGUGAAACUAAACUUGAAGACACUAAAACAAAUGCAUUCAUGGCUUGUAUCUAUGACCAUCUUCUUAAGCCGAAGUCCUCUCUUUACUACACAGAUGUCAAAGAGUUCGGCGUUAUCUCCAGAGUCUUUUGUUUAUUUUUAACUGGUGGAGUGAAUUUCGUAUGGGUGUUUGUUCAAAGUGGACGUGUGUGUUAGAAAAUGUUGCACAUUAGCGUGACUUGCUUUGUAUGCUUCGUGCUGUUCAACCUUCUGUUAGUGUGAUGUCUUGGGCCGCGUGCGGUUGCAAAUUAGGGUGUUUGCCUUUCGUGCAUGUGUGUACGUGUAAUUGUGUGUUAGACUUGGCAUAAUGUGAAAGCGUGGUGCGUAAUUUCUGUUGUGCGUAUGCGAGUUUGGUUCAGAAGGUCCAUUUUUGAAGUUUGGAUUGUUUCUCUCGGAUGCUUGUUGAAUUAAAAGUUUUUGUAAAUAUGUAGAUGUGUAUAAAAAGAAAGCUUUCAAAAUAA
Sphaeramia orbicularis (orbiculate cardinalfish) is the source of this 1756-nucleotide messenger RNA. RefSeq names its product solute carrier family 7 member 6 opposite strand (gene slc7a6os). NCBI's taxonomy places the organism in Eukaryota, Metazoa, Chordata, Actinopteri, Kurtiformes, Apogonidae. Bases 73 to 1059 code for a protein of 328 amino acids. The record is from RefSeq and is a predicted model, not a curated record. The transcript has 5 exons. Gene Ontology annotation, biological process: developmental process.